Messenger RNA from Peniophora sp. CBMAI 1063, 534 nucleotides. Lineage: Eukaryota; Fungi; Basidiomycota; Agaricomycetes; Russulales; Peniophoraceae. The record is from the annotation of a GenBank genome assembly.
AUGACAGAGGUGAACCCUGCCGCAGCGAUUAGCAUCCGGCCGGUAUCGGCGGACGACACCAUUCAUAUUCGCCACACGAUCUUGUGGCCGAACGUCCCGAAGGACAGCAACAUCAUUCGCCUGGCAGAAGACGACAACGGUCUACACUUCGGAGCCUUCCUUUCCGACGCAGAUUCAGAACCUAUCGCCGUCAUAUCGCUGUUUCACGAAGAUCUUCCAUUGGACUCGGGAGAAGGCGCAUCGCACAAAGGCAAAACUUGGCGCGUACGGAAGUUUGCGUGUUUGAGCGAGCACCAAGGCAAGGGCGUAGGUUCGAAGCUAUUGGCCUUCGCCAUUCAGCACGCGCGCGAUAAUCUCGGUGCGGAAUGUAUAUGGUGCGACGCCCGGCUGACUGCUGCUGGGUGGUAUACGCGCCGAGGCCUUACAACUUUUGGCGAUUUGUUUCUGAAGAACGGCGCGGAGUACGUCCGGAUGAAGAUAGUGGUACAACACACCACCUUGGCUGCGGAGAUAGACUUAUACAACGAGAUCUAG